UUACCUUCUUCUCAGACGUGUCUAUUCAGUGGCCGUACGGACACCGGAUCCCCAACUACAAAGCCGACCCGGACUUCGACGACUGCUGCAUCCGGCUCAUAAGGCGCACCUCAUGGGCGAGAUUCUACAAGAUACCGAGUUCCAAGUAGCUGUUCGUAGCGAGAUCGUCGAAGCUAACGUGAGCGAUGGGGGAGGCAUCGUCCCCAACACCAUCGCUUUCGCAUACGACAAAACCAGUAAUCCCUGCACGCUCCGCAAGUUCUUGGUUGACCUGUACGCGCUCACUGUUGACGCGCAGUGGCUCAAGUGUGGGACGGUGCCGCACCUUUUCCUCGUCGAUAUGGCACAGUCCUUUCUGGAGAAGAGUAGGGAGUUGCGGGCUGGUGAGGAUGUUUGGAUGGUCUUGACCGCGGCGGGAUGUUUGGAGCUGGAUGGCGAAAGCUCUGGGGACAGUUGGGAGGCUGAGCAUUAGCGGUUAGUGUUGUCAACUGAUGUUUAGUUUUGGGUGGUUCUUCGAUGAUACUCUGGAAAUUUGCAAUUUUGAUAGGGAAGGGCAAGGAGAGCAGAACGAAGCAUGAGCGUGAGAAUCCUGGGAAUGUAAAAGGCAGGAGAGCGGGAGGUAAAGAGAUGAUGAUGACGGUUGAAUCUCGAUCUU
Dothidotthia symphoricarpi CBS 119687 is the source of this 655-nucleotide messenger RNA. RefSeq lists its product as uncharacterized. Bases 113 to 472 code for a protein of 119 amino acids. NCBI's taxonomy places the organism in Eukaryota, Fungi, Ascomycota, Dothideomycetes, Pleosporales, Dothidotthiaceae. The transcript has a single exon. The record is from RefSeq and is a predicted model, not a curated record.